This is a messenger RNA of Dimorphilus gyrociliatus, 1522 nucleotides long. Lineage: Eukaryota; Metazoa; Annelida; Polychaeta; Dinophilidae. The record is from the annotation of a GenBank genome assembly.
AAUAUUCAAUUGGCUGUCUUCAACUGAACGAAAUAAGAAUAAGUAAAAGAGUACUUUUUUUGACAUUUAUUCAGGUGGGUCUAAUUUCUUAUCUAAUAUCUUAUAUAAAAGUAAUGACCCGGAUAGUAUAUCAUUUGUUUUAAAUGCUUAAAAAUAGAUUGCUAUUAGAUAAGAGGUUGAUAUAUUUAUUCAACUGGCGUUUAUUUGCAAUCUACUUUAGAUAAACUGCAAUUAAAUUAAUAGAAAGAAUAAAUGUUGGAUAUCCAUAUCGGAGACUGACUAGAGUAGUAAUUAAUCCAAUAAAUUAUACGGCAAAGGUAAAAAAAAGUUUGCAAAACAAAAAGAAAAAAAGACAUAGAGAGUGAAAGGGAGAGAGAGAGAGAUAGAUAGACAGAGAGAGACCGAGAUAGAGAGAAAGAAAAAGAGAGACAUAUACAUAAAGGAAAAAAAGAUAAAGAUCAAUAUCUUAUUGUUCCUUCAUAAAAAUUUAGUAAUUUGAUAAGGUUACUUUUUCUUUUCAUUUGAAUUUUAUAUCUAUACUGUUGUUAUAACAUUCAUCAAUAUGUUAAUUAUCGUUCUACAGUAUACAAACCCAUUAUUUCUUUAGUAUAAUUUUUAAUAUAUUCUUUAAUUCUUUUAGACAAUGGGAAGUACUAAUACCAAAGUCACAUCAGGAGUAAAAGCCCAAGCAGCCGGUAUAACUUUUGAUUUAUAUUCUUUGGUCAACGUCAAAGGAGGCGGUGAACUUAUCGAUUUAAUGAAGGAUGCAAACAAAAGUCGAAAUUAUAAAGAAUUGGAUAGAAGGAUUAUUGAGGGUGUAAAACCAUUUUUAUAUAAUGAAGGUCGUGGAAAAAUUGUUGAUAUAAGAGAGAUUUUAGCGUAUAGAAGUUGUAAAGCCUCUCCAGAAAUCAAUUUUGAAAUGUCGGACACCGAAUUUAUAAAGGCUAAUGGCUAUCAGACAAAAGAAAUCUGUUGGAAAUUGGAUAAACUUGGAGCAGUUGGGGAAACAAUAUUACAUACUUGUUUAUUAAGUUCUACAGCGUCACACGCUGAUUUAGCAAAACGUUUAUUAAAACAUUUUCCAAAGUUGAUUAAGGAUAUGUACCUGAGUGACGAAUAUUACGGAGAGAAUGUCCUUCAUAUGGCUAUUGUAAAUGAGGAUCCUGCCAUGGUUAAAUUCCUUCUAGACCACGAGGCUGAUAUACAUCAGAGAUGUUGUGGUAACUUUUUCCUUCCGGAAGACCAAAAAGUUUAUAAAACCCAUUCCUGGCUACACGAAUGGUACGAUCUACCAACCGAUACCAAUUAUUAUGGUUAUACGUAUUGGGGUGAAUAUCCUAUUGGAUUUGCCGCUUGCCUAGGUCAAGAGGAAUGUGUAAGGUUACUAGUAGCAAAUGGAGCUGACCCUAAUCUUGUUGAUUCAAAUGGGAAUACAGUUCUUCACCUUUUAGUUAUACACGAUCAAAAGAUGAGGGAACGAGCAAUGACUGGAAAGGUAUGUAACAUAAAGUCUGUUUUGUAA